Molecule: messenger RNA, 732 nt
Organism: Brassica rapa (field mustard)
Lineage: Eukaryota; Viridiplantae; Streptophyta; Magnoliopsida; Brassicales; Brassicaceae
Product: protein GLE1-like
Biological process (GO): poly(A)+ mRNA export from nucleus
Cellular component (GO): cytoplasm; nuclear pore; nuclear pore cytoplasmic filaments
Molecular function (GO): translation initiation factor binding; inositol hexakisphosphate binding; phospholipid binding
Source: RefSeq, a predicted model, not a curated record
AUAAUUGAUUCUCUCUUUUUCACCAGUGAACCAUCAAUGGGGAUUGUUUUGGAACCUCCUUGUCCGAGAAGGGUCGAUGGGAUUAGCAUUGACCCUGAGCCUAACUGGAACUUUGAUAGCUUACUCUCUGAAAUCGAGUCUGUUGAGAAGAAGCUUAAUGUAUUUCCAAAGUUUCCUCAGCCUUUCACUCAGACAACCUUACGGAUGGGAAGGAGAGGUGGAGGUUUUGUAAUGCAUGUAUCAGAAGAUGAGAUAGAAAGUGAUGUAGAUGAAGAGAGUGAUGAAGAAGAAGAAGAAAAAGAUCAUAGCCAAAUCUGUACGAAAGGGAAACAUUUUGCUUGUGAUGAGCUAUACUUGAGUAAGAUGGGUUUGGCUGAGAGUGCACCAUAUGAGGUGAUCAACGACGACCGAACCGAAGUUAAGGAAGAUAUUAAGAGUCAAGUAUCAGUUGCUGAAACGGAAAUGUUGCAAGAGAUUGAAACAUUUCGCUCUGCAAUAGCCCGGACUGAAAAGUAUAAAGAAACUAGAAAAGAAGUGGAGCAUAAACUUGACCUUCAGUACCAGCGAAAAGUGUAAGCUAUGGUUCAUAUGCUGCGAUUGUUUUUUUCCUUAGUGUUUUGGAAAGUAAUUUGUUGGUUCAUCAAAAUAAAAUAUGUCAUUGUUUUCUUUGUUUGUAAAGACAAACUGGAUUUUACAUUUUUUCUAUCAUGAAUAAAAAGUAUUAUUAUUUUA